Musca domestica (house fly) is the source of this 3367-nucleotide messenger RNA. Its product is annotated as cytochrome P450 6A1-like. The record is from RefSeq and is a predicted model, not a curated record. The transcript is spliced from 4 exons. Gene Ontology annotation, molecular function: monooxygenase activity; iron ion binding; oxidoreductase activity, acting on paired donors, with incorporation or reduction of molecular oxygen. Bases 299 to 3352 code for a protein of 1017 amino acids. NCBI's taxonomy places the organism in Eukaryota, Metazoa, Arthropoda, Insecta, Diptera, Muscidae.
UCUCAAAAAUUUCAAUUUUCACUUCUCCAAACUUCAAAUUGGCCAUAAAAAAUGCUCCGUCAUUACCCACCAAUCAAAUCCGCACAUGCCACCUAUAGCGUUCACCUCUUAUUUCUGCCGAAUCAUUAUCAAAGUUCUUGUCAUGAAUACCAAAAUUUCGUCUACUUUAUUGCCCUAUCAUCGCAAAAGCGACGUCGCGUCGCAAAAUAAUCAGUAAUCAUGAGUUGACACAUGUUAUAAAAGCUUCUCGACUUCGGCAAACGAAGUCCAGUCCGCAACAAACCACACCGCGACUAACAUGGAAUUUACAAGCGUGCUUUUAUACCUUCUCACCGCUCUCAUUUCGGUGGCGGUGCUAUUUUUACGGCGAAAUCUGAAUUAUUGGAAGAAGCGUGGCAUCCCUCACGAUGCCCCGCACAUGUUGUUCGGCAAUAUGCAGGAUUAUCGUACCAAACGAUCGCUGAGCCAAAUUAUGGCGGAUUAUUAUAUGAAAUUCAAGGGUACCGGACCCUUUGCUGGGCUCUAUUUGGGACAACGUCCGGUGGCCCUGCUCUUGGAUAUACCCACCAUUAAGAAUGUGAUGAUCAAGGAUUUCAAUAACUUCACCGAUCGUGGCAUGUACUAUAAUGAGAAGGAGGACCCAUUGACGGGCCACCUGUUCUUCAUCGAUAGCCAUAAAUGGCGUAGCAUGAGAAAUAAGGUAUCGCCGGCCUUUACCUCGGGCAAAAUGAAGUUUAUGUAUCCCACGGUGUUGGAGGUAAUAUCGGAUUUCAUGACUGUUCUGGAUGAGCAUGUCCAAAAGGGCGCAAAUGGAGCGGUGGAUGUUCGUGAUUUGCUGGGCCGCCUGGGCACUGAGAUCAUUGGACGUGUGGCCUUUGGCAUUGAGUGUAACAGUUUGAAAAAUACCGAAGAUGAAUUCGUGCGCCUGGGACGUAAAUCCCUUGAGGUCCCGCGCCACAAUAGUUUGAUCAUGGCUUUCAUUGAUAGUUUCCCCAAGCUGGCCAGGGCCUUGGGCAUGCGCAUCCUCCCCGAAGAUGUCCAUCAAUUCUUUAUGAAAACCAUUGUGGAUACGGUGAAAUAUCGUGAGGAGAAUAAGAUUCAGCGGAAUGACUUUUUGAAUAUUUUAAUUGAAUUGAAGAACAACAAGGAGGACAAAUCGGGUCUGGGUGGUCUGAGCUAUGAGGAGUUGGCUGCCCAGGUGUUUGUCUUCUUUUUGGGUGGUUUUGAAACCUCCUCCUCCACGGUGACAUUUGCUCUCUUUGAGCUGGCCCAAAAUCAGGAAAUGCAGGAACGUCUACGCCAGGAGGUCAAAGAGACUUUGAAGAAAUGCGAUUCCGAACAAUUUACCUAUGAAAGUCUAUCGGAAAUGCCCUAUCUCAAUCAGGUGUUGUGUGAAUCCCUGCGCAAAUACCCCGUGGUACCAUUUCUAACACGCCAAGCCCUCAAAGACUAUGCCAUACCCGGCUACCCGAAAUACACCAUUGAGGCAGGCACAAUGGCCUUCAUACCCACUCUGGGCAUACACAACGAUCCCGAACUCUAUCCCAAUCCAGAGCAAUUUGAUCCCGAACGUUUCUCCCCCGAAAUGACACGCAAUCGCGAAUCUGUCGAAUGGUUGGGUUUUGGUGAUGGACCACGCAAUUGCAUUGGCCUUCGAUUUGGUAAACUCCAGUCACGCCUCUCGUUGGCCAAUAUUGUUAAUCGUUAUCGUUUCACUUUGAGUUCGAAGACGAAAGUUCCGCUCGAGUUCAAACCCGAAGCACCAACUAUGUCUACGGUACAUCCGAUUUAUUUGAAUUUUGAAGAGAUUCGAAGCAAUAAAAAAAUUAUGGAUUUCGGUUCAUUUCUUUUGUAUGCCCUUGGGGUGUUGGCCUCUUUGGCCUUGUAUUUUGUGCGCUGGAAUUUCGGCUACUGGAAGAGGCGUGGCAUACCCCAUGAAGAACCCCAUUUGGUGAUGGGCAAUGUCAAGGGUUUGAGGAGUAAAUAUCACAUUGGUGAAAUUAUUGCCGAUUAUUAUCGGAAAUUUAAGGGAUCGGGACCCUUUGCCGGCAUUUUCUUGGGCCAUAAACCCGCUGCUGUCGUAUUGGACAAGGAGCUAAGAAAACGGGUUCUCAUUAAGGAUUUUUCCAAUUUUGCCAAUCGUGGUCUGUAUUACAAUGAAAAAGAUGAUCCGCUGACCGGCCACUUGGUAAUGGUGGAGGGUGAAAAAUGGCGUAGCCUCAGGACAAAACUCUCACCCACCUUUACGGCUGGAAAAAUGAAAUAUAUGUACAACACGGUGCUGGAGGUUGGACAACGCCUGCUCGAGGUGAUGUAUGAAAAGCUGGAGGUCUCCUCGGAAUUGGAUAUGCGUGAUAUUUUGGCCCGUUUCAAUACCGAUGUCAUUGGCAGUGUGGCCUUUGGUAUUGAAUGCAAUAGCCUGAGGAAUCCCCACGAUCGUUUUCUGGCCAUGGGAAGGAAAUCCAUUGAAGUGCCCAGACAUAAUGCCCUGAUUAUGGCCUUCAUCGAUAGCUUCCCAGAGUUGUCAAGGAAACUGGGCAUGCGCGUUUUGCCAGAAGAUGUCCAUCAAUUUUUCAUGUCCUCCAUCAAGGAAACGGUGGACUAUCGGGAGAAGAACAAUAUUCGGCGCAAUGAUUUUUUGGAUCUCGUCCUGGAUUUGAAAAAUAAUCCGGAGAGUAUCUCCAAGCUGGGGGGCUUGACAUUCAAUGAAUUGGCUGCCCAGGUGUUUGUAUUCUUCCUGGGGGGCUUUGAGACCUCCUCUUCGACAAUGGGGUUUGCCCUCUAUGAAUUGGCCCAAAAUCAGCAGCUGCAGGAUCGUCUACGCGAGGAGGUUAAUGAGGUGUUUGAUCAGUUCAAGGAGGAUAACAUUAGCUAUGAUGCUCUCAUGAAUAUACCCUAUUUGGAUCAGGUAUUGAAUGAAACACUCCGCAAAUACCCCGUCGGCAGUGCACUGACCCGCCAGACCUUGAACGACUAUGUGGUGCCGCACAAUCCCAAAUAUGUGUUGCCAAAGGGCACCCUGGUCUUCAUACCCGUCUUGGGCAUACACUAUGACCCCGAACUGUACCCCAAUCCCGAAGAAUUUGAUCCCGAACGUUUCUCCCCUGAAAUGGUGAAACAGCGUGACUCCGUCGAUUGGCUGGGUUUUGGUGAUGGUCCGCGCAAUUGUAUUGGCAUGCGUUUUGGUAAAAUGCAAUCACGUUUGGGUUUGGCUUUGGUUAUCAGGCAUUUCCGUUUUACGGUAUGUUCCCGCACCGAUAUACCAAUGCAAAUUAAUCCCGAAUCGCUGGCAUGGACACCGAAAAAUAAUCUGUAUUUAAAUGUUCAAGCUAUAAGAAAGAAAAUUAAAUAAAUCGAAGGAUAUAUG